Hypomesus transpacificus is the source of this 5990-nucleotide messenger RNA. Its product is annotated as meiosis regulator and mRNA stability factor 1. Gene Ontology annotation, biological process: post-transcriptional gene silencing. NCBI's taxonomy places the organism in Eukaryota, Metazoa, Chordata, Actinopteri, Osmeriformes, Osmeridae. Gene Ontology annotation, molecular function: mRNA base-pairing post-transcriptional repressor activity; RNA nuclease activity; CCR4-NOT complex binding. The coding region runs from base 142 to 5607 and encodes 1821 amino acids. The transcript has 27 exons. Gene Ontology annotation, cellular component: peroxisome; cytoplasm. The record is from RefSeq and is a predicted model, not a curated record.
GGGCUCCGGUUUGAGAGGCGUCAGAAAGGGGUAAACAGUCUGAGGGGGGAAUUGUGAAGAGAGGAGGACAGGUAGCGCCGCAGGGAAGAAUGACAGAGAAGAAUGAUGAAAGAAUGGUGAAAGUCCCCGUAAGGUUCAACGAUGGACGGACUGGGAAAGGAGAGACCUAUAUGCAGUUCUAGACCCUUCCCAUGGCUCAGCCAGCCCGAGACGGAGACCUCCUCUCGGCUGUGGAACCUCACCGACUGCUUUUCGACCUACGACAAAAACACCCCUUACUCAGACAAACAGAAGGAAUACAUGGACACCAGAAAGCCUGUGUUGGAGCUGAAAGAUGUCCCCCCUCCUCCUCACCACACCUCCUCCUCCAAGCCCUUCCCCCUGGCCCAACUUCCUCUGCCCCCUCCCUGUCUGAUUCCUCCCCCUGUACCUCCCCAACAGCAAGACUCCCUCCAACAGCAGCAGCAACAACAGGGGGCUAGUCCCAAAGUAAGCGCGUGCACUCACUGUGAGGGGAGCCUCCAGCACUAUAGCACUACUGGUGGAUACGGGCUUGUCACUGGUGGUGGCAGUUGUGUCGGUGCUAGCGGUGUCUCGCUGUAUAUGCCCCCCUGCACUCAGGAACCCCCCAGCAUUAGUAGCAGCAUGACUGGGGCUAGUGCCAUGACGUCAGCCCUCCACUUCCCCAGUCGUGGAGGCGGCGGCGGAGGUGAUGCCCUAAAUGCGCUGCGCGGCUCUGGGAGCUACAAGCUCAACCUGCCCUCUGUGGCCACCUCCCAACCCCUCCCCUCGCACCCCUACACUCACCUCCCCUGCUGCACAGCCGGGCUCCUCCGCCCCCUCCACCCCUACCCUUCCACCCCUGUACCUUACAGCCAGGCCAGCCUCCUGCCUCCCCCCUCUGCCCCUCUCGUGGCCCCCCUACACAGUUCCUGCCUGGCCUCUUCCAGCUACUACCCCUGUAGUAGUGGCUACAGCCCGGCAGCUAGGGGGAGCCAGAGAGCCGGCGCAGGCCAGUGUGACCACCACUCACCCGCCUCGUCGCACCUUUGCUCUAACCCUAUGCACCUCAGUGUAGAACGCACGGUUUGUCUGAAGGGGGCGCACUACUGCCAGGGAUGUUUGACCAAGCCUGUAAGGGGCGUGGCUUCGGAGCCAGACCAGGCGUGGCCUGGCGUGGCCCCGCCCCAGUCUGCCCCCAUCCCCAUAUGCAACGGCUGCGGCACCUCCUCCGACGGCCUGCUGCUCUUGGGCACCAGCCUGGGCAAGGCUGCCACCAAGUAUGGUUCUCCCGAUGGUCCGGAGAACGUGCCCCCAGUGGGGGUGUUCUGGGACAUCGAGAACUGCUGCGUGCCGACGGGGCGCUCGGCGGCGGCGGUGGUGCACCGCAUGCGCGCCCGCUUCUUCCAGGGCCACCGCGAGGCCGAGUUCAUGUGCGUCUGCGACAUCAGCAAGGAGAACAAGGCGGUCAUCCAGGAGCUCAACAACUGCCAGGUUACGGUUGCCCACAUCAACGCCACUGCCAAGAACGCCGCGGACGACAAGCUGCGUCAGAGUCUCCGACGCUUUGCCGAAACUCACGCGGCCCCUGCCACUGUUGUCCUUGUCUCCUCCGACGUGAAUUUCGCCAGCGAGCUGAGCGACCUCCGCCACCGCCACGGCUUCCAGGUGAUCCUGGUGCACAACACCGAGGCGUCGCCUGCCCUGCUGCAGCACGCCCACCGCCACGUCACCUUCCAGGACAUCACCGCCGACCUGCCGCCGCGCAUGGUCGUCAAAUCCCAGCCCAGUUUGAACCUCCUCUAUGUGUACAAUCUCCCCACCAACCGCGACGGGAAGAGCGUGAGCGCCCGGCUGCGCCGCCUGUCCGACAACUGCGGCGGCAAGGUGCUGGGCGUGUCCUCGGGCACCGCCGUCAUCCGCUUCGGCAGCCAGGACGCGGCGGAGCGCGCCCGCAAGCGCAUGGAGAACGAGGACGUGUACGGCCGCCGCAUCAGCCUCGCCCUGUCGCCACGGCCCCCGGGCUUCGGCACUGGCGGCGGCGGCGGUGGCGACGUCCCCCCCGUCGCCACCCCGCCCCCGGCCUCGGCCGUCCCUCAUCCCCCCUCCACGGCCUCUCCGUUCUCCUUCCUGCCCCUGGAGAAGCCGAGGUCGCCCAGGAGGUCGCGCCGCACGGCCCGGCUCCCCCUUGCCCCUGCCACCGUCCCCGAGAGACCCUACAGCCCCAGGAGGGGGUGUAGCGGCCCCCCUGCCAGUGGCUCCCCAGCUCCUGCCAGGUCCCUGCAGGAGGCGAGCGUUGGGCUGGACCAAGCCAAGCUGAAGACGGGCUUCCACCCGGAGAAGGGCCGUUGCUCCUCCUCCCCCCACGGCAACGGAGACGCCCUCCAGCCCCCCUCCCUGCCCCCCAAGGCCAGCCUCGUAGGAGAGUCCAUGUACCGCCGAAGGGGCUCCACGCCACGCAGCAGAGCCAACUCCCCUGCCGAUCGAGCCACAGACCGGGGCUCCGGAGAGUUCCAGGUCAGCACGCCGUCGGCCUUCAGCAAGCUGAGCCUCCACCGGACCUUCAGCCCCUUGUUGCUGUCUCAGGGCUCCUGGUCCUCCAGGGUUCCCCCCCCGCCCUGCUCCAGGAGCGCGUCCCCCUGCCUGUCCAGCCGCUCCUCCCCCCUGCUGGGACCCCCCCGCAGCCCCCUCCCCGACGGCCUCCCUCAGCCCUUUGUGGACGGCGCCGACGUGCAGGUGGCCAACCUGGACUACCGCAUGUCCCGCAAGGAGCUCCAGCAGCUCCUCCGAGACACCUUCUCGCGCCACGGCAUGGUGAAGGGAGUGGAGCUGAGCCCCCACACAGACUACCAGCUGAAGGCCACGGUCCAGAUGGGCUCCCUGCAGCAGGCCAUCUGCGCCGUCAGCGGCCUGCACCGCUACAAGAUAGGGGGCAAGCGCAUCCACGUGUUGCUCGUCACCGGGGGCAACAACAAGUCGCUCGCCAUGCUUAGCUCCGAGAUCAUCUCCAUUCUCCAGGACGCUCCGGCUUGCUGCCUGCCUUUGUUCAAGUUUACCGAAAUAUAUGAGAAGAAAUACAGCCGCAAGCUGGCGGUGAGCGACCUGUACCGGCUGUCAGAGACGGUGGCGGUGCGGGAGCAAGGCGGCUCCAGGCUCGUGUGCCUCCUACCGUCCAGCCAGGCCAGGCAGAGCCCGCUGGGCUCGUCCCAGUCUCAGGAGGGCUGCUCCUCCUCCAGCGCCAGCCCCGUGGUGUUCGAGGAGCUGGAGUACCACGAGCCCGUGUGCCGGCACCACCACACCCAGGACGGCUUCAGUGAGGCCGACUUUGAUCCAGACUCCUAUCAGAUCCCGUUUGUGGUGGUGUCCAUCAAGGCCCUGUCCUCCCAGGUCCACAGCCUGCUGCAGUCCCACGAGGGAACCCUGCCCCUGCUCAGUUUCCCAGACUGCUAUGCAUCAGAGUUCAGCCCACUGCAUCUAGCUGAGGAGGGCCAGCUAGAGAGCGGGGUCCCGCUGGAGCACCUCAUCACCUGCGUCCCUGGCAUUACCAUAGUAACGGCCCAGAACGGCUUCAAGAUCAUCAAGUGGAUCCACAACAAACCGCCAGUGCCCAACGCAGACCUGUGGGUGCAGCGCUGCAAGAGCCCCGUGGGGAACCCCCAGCUGAUCCAGUUCAGCCGUGAGGUCAUCGACCUGAUGAAGGGUCGUCCCUUCUGCGUCAUGCCCGUCAGCAAGUUCAUCCCAGCCUACCACCACCACUUCGCCAAGCAGUGCCGCGUCUCCGACUACGGCUACUCCAAGCUGCUGGAGCUGCUGGAGGCCGUGCCCCACGUGCUGCAGAUCCUGGGCAUGGGCACCAAGCGCCUGCUGACCCUCACCCACCGCGCCCAAGUCAAACGCUUCACCCACGACCUGCUCAAGCUCCUCAAGUUCCAGGCCAGCAAGCAAGUGGUCAUCAGGGACUUCAUGCAGGCCUACCAUUGGUGUUUCUCCAGGGACUGGCACGUGACCGACUACGGCAUGUGUGACCUGAUGGACUUGCUGGCUGAGAUCCCAGACACCACGGUCACCGUCAUCCACCAGGACUCCGACACGGUCAUCUCCGUGCCCAAGAGAGAGCGCACGGCCGAGGAGGUGGAGAGGACCAGGCAGUUUGGGAAGGAGGUGGUGGACCUGCUCAGGCACCAGCCCCACUGUCGGAUGCCCUUCAGCAAGUUCAUCCCCACCUACCACCACCACUUUGGGCGCCAGUGCAAGCUCACCUACUACGGCUUCAGCAAGCUGCUGGAGCUCUUCGAGGCCAUCCCCGACGUGCUCACGGUGUUGGAGUGUGGCGAGGAGAAGCUGUUGACCCUGACGGAGCUGGAGCGGGUCAAGGCCCUGGCGGCCCAGCUGGUCAAGCUCCUGCGUGCCCAGCCGGACUCUGGCCUGCCGGCCAGCCAGCUGCUCGCCGAGUACAGCAAGACGUACGGAUACGGCCUGCGCCUGCAGGACUACGACGUCGGCUCGCUGCCCGCGCUGCUCGCCAAGCUGGGCCACGUGGUCAAGGUGGUGGACGGCGCGGGUGGCCGCGAGGUGCAGCUCAUCAACAGGAAGUCGCUGCGCUCGCUCACCUGCCAGCUACUGGCCCUGCUCAUGGCGCUGGGCGAGGGGGAGUGCGCGUCCGUGUCGGUGGACGAGCUGAGCGACCUGUACCUGCGCGCCCACGCCACCGCCCUCAACCCCUGCGAGUAUGGCUUCCUGUCCCUCAGCGAGCUGCUGAAGAGCCUGCCCUACCUGGUGGAGCUGUUCCACGAGGAGGAGGGAGAGGACGGAGGGCGUCAAGGCGGCGAGAGGGUGCGCCUGACCCGGCUGUACCAGUUUGCGCGCGGCGUGCGAGCCAUGCUCCACACCUACCACUACCACCAGAUCUUCCUGACCGAGUUCCCCGGCGCCUACGGCAAGUUCACGGGCCGCAACCUGCAACCCCGCGCCUACGGUUACUCCACCAUUGACGAGCUGCUUGGAGCCAUACCUCAGGUGGUUUGGAUCAAAGGACAUGGACACAAGAGGAUUAUCGUUCUGAAGAACGAUAUGAAAGCGAGGGUGAGCUCUACAGCCUCCACCAGCCCCCAGCAAGAGGAGGAGGAGGGGGAGGAGGGCCAGAGAUACAGCCCCUGUAGCAACCACCAGUCUGGCACUCCCAGCCCAGCUGGCAUGGCGGGUGAGGCGGAGCUCCUGUGUCUGGCCUCGCCGGUCGACCUGCUGUGUGGCCCCGUGCCAUCCUGCCUGCCCUCGCCCCAGCUCCGCCCCGACCCCGUCCUCCUCCGGCAGGCCGACCUCAUCCACUUCGGGGAGCAGACGCCCCCUCCUCCUACCCCUCCACCCUCAGAGGACGAUGGGCCUGAGGGAAGUGCUGAUGAGGUGGAUCCCCCCUCCAGAGUCUGUGACCAGCCCCCCAAACCUGAACCCCCCCCUGCUGUGUGCGGCCAGCCCGAGGAUGCAGCAGCAGCGCCCAAGCCCCCCAAGGCCCCGGCCCACAUCCACACCUCGGUGGACAGCCCUAGCAAGAGGGCUCCGCGCAACAAAGUGAGGCUGGCUGCCAACUUCUCCUUCAGCGUUGCCCCUUGACCUCACAAACACGAGCUUACACACACACACAGCUGACAUGCACAACUCUAUAAAGAAGAGUUGAAAACGGCCCAGAGAGCUUUUCCUAUAUGCCCUUUUUCUGACGAGGCAACACAAUACCUGGUGCCUCUUCUGUUGCCAAUGUAUCAUUUGAAAGUCGGUGUCCUCAAAAGCCAUUAAUGUCCCUGAUGCAGUUUUUUGGGCUGCAGAUCUUACUUUUCAAAGCUUCUGUUAGGUCAGUAAAUGUUCUAAAAGGGGAAAGAGGGAAGGUGGGGUAAUGUGUUUCAGAGGUAGGACAAGAAGAAGAUAUGAGGUAGAUAGAUAAUGUAUUGACAUUGAAACCGUGCAGCAAUGAAAUCUGAAAGUCUGUCCUAUGCUAAAAA